GAAUUAGAGAGCCUCGCUGGAGGAUGGGAGAAGGUCUCCUGUUUGUAUCCCGGGAAAAUAUAGGCCGGACCAUGGGAACACAAAAGCCUCGCAUCCUGCCCUGGCUGGUAUCUCAGCUGGACCAGGGGCAGCUGGAGGGCGUGGCCUGGCUGGAUGAGAGCCGCACGCGCUUCCGCAUCCCUUGGAAGCAUGGCUUGCGGCAGGAUGCCCAGCUGGAGGACUUCGGCAUUUUCCAGGCCUGGGCUGAGGCCAGUGGUGCCUACACUCCUGGGAAGGAUAAGCCGGACUUGCCCGCCUGGAAGAGGAAUUUCCGGUCCGCCCUGAACCGGAAGGAAGCGUUGCGUUUAGCAGAGGACCACAGCAAGGACCCCCACAACCCGCACAAGAUCUAUGAGUUUGUGGCCUCAGGAGUUGGGGACUUACCUGAGCCAGACACCUCUCUAGACACCAAUGGCAGAUGCAGUACCUCUGAUAUCCAGGAAGACAUUCUGGAGAAGUUACUGAGUGACAUGGACUUGGCCCCAGAUGGAGGGCCCUCAAGUCUGACCAUGGCCCCUGAGAACCCCCCUCAGCUCUUGCUGAGCCCCAAUUUAGAUGUCCCUGCUCCUUGCCCAAAGCCGGGACUCCCUGAAAACCCACUGAAGCAGCUGUUGGUGAGCGAGGAAGAGUGGGAGUUCGAGGUGACCGUCUUCUACCGGGGCUGCCAAGUCUUCCAGCAGACUGUCUUCUGCCCGGGGGGCCUGCGGCUGGUGGGAUCAGAAGCAGGGGACAGGACGCUGCCUGGGCAGCCAAUAAGACUGCCAGACCCCGCGGCGUCCCUGACAGACAGGGGAGUGACAGACUACGUGCAGCGGGUGCUGAGCUGCCUGGGUGGGGGACUGGCUCUGUGGAGGGCUGGGCAGUGGCUCUGGGCCCAGAGGCUGGGGCACUGCCACGUGUACUGGGCCGUGGGCGAGGAACUCCUCCCCAACAGUGGUCACAGGCCUGAUGGUGAGGUGCCCAAGGACAGGGAAGGAGGCGUGUUCAACAUGGGGCCCUUCAUAGCAGGUUCCUGGGCCCCCAGAUCUGAUUGCCUUCAUCGAAGGAAGCAGACGCUCACCACGCUACACCCUCUGGUUCUGCGUGGGGCAGUCAUGGCCCCAGGACCAACCAUGGAUCAAGAGGCUCGUGAUGGUCAAGGUUGUCCCCAUGUGCCUCAGAGCCCUGCUAGACAUGGCACGGGUAGGGGGUGCCUCCUCCCUGGAGAACACUGUGGACCUUCACAUUUCUAACAGCCACCCACUCUCCCUCACCUCAGACCAGUACAAGGCCUACCUCCAGGACCUGGUCGAGGACAUGGACUUCUAGGUCACUGGGGAGGCCUAAGCCCUCACCUUCCACCUCGACCAAUAAACUGGUUCCGGCCAUGGU
Mesoplodon densirostris (Blainville's beaked whale) is the source of this 1410-nucleotide messenger RNA. It is a transcript of the gene IRF3, whose product is annotated as interferon regulatory factor 3. Gene Ontology annotation, molecular function: RNA polymerase II cis-regulatory region sequence-specific DNA binding; DNA-binding transcription factor activity, RNA polymerase II-specific; protein binding. The record is from RefSeq and is a predicted model, not a curated record. Gene Ontology annotation, cellular component: nucleus. Lineage: Eukaryota; Metazoa; Chordata; Mammalia; Artiodactyla; Ziphiidae. Gene Ontology annotation, biological process: immune system process; regulation of transcription by RNA polymerase II. The transcript has 8 exons. Bases 24 to 1271 code for a protein of 415 amino acids.